Aspergillus pseudonomiae is the source of this 1176-nucleotide messenger RNA. RefSeq names its product putative meiosis-specific topoisomerase Spo11. The record is from RefSeq and is a predicted model, not a curated record. The coding region runs from base 1 to 1176 and encodes 391 amino acids. Gene Ontology annotation, molecular function: DNA topoisomerase type II (double strand cut, ATP-hydrolyzing) activity; ATP binding; DNA binding. The transcript has 7 exons. Lineage: Eukaryota; Fungi; Ascomycota; Eurotiomycetes; Eurotiales; Aspergillaceae. Gene Ontology annotation, cellular component: nuclear chromosome. Gene Ontology annotation, biological process: meiotic DNA double-strand break processing; meiotic DNA double-strand break formation; reciprocal meiotic recombination.
AUGGACGACGCUUUAGAGUACAUGGAGUUAGACCUUCCUCAAGACAAUGAUAUGUCAACUUCCCUGCGCCUAGUCAAGCGAUACGUCAACGAGACUCUGGCAUCUGCCCUUGACGAACUAUCCACACCAGAUGGCCGACCAACCAUAACACUCAAACGAAGAUCAAGGAAUGUGUCACUUUUCAUUAGUCCCACAAGUAGAGCUCUUGAAAGCAACGGAGCAGACACAUAUAUCACCUAUUCCUGGCCCGGCGCAAACGCCUUCGAGGCAUGGAAGUUUACCGUUGUCUUUCGAGUUCUUGCAGUCGUUGCAGAUGCUAUUGACACAGGUUUAUUAGUUUCUAAAAGAGACAUAUACUACAGCGACCCGGUCUGCUUUGGGACACAGAAAGUUGUUGAUGCAAUCGUCGAUGAUCUGGCCUACACCAUCGGAGUUGACAGAUCCGCAUUGAAUAUUGAAGCGGCUGCAAAAGGGCUUGUGACGGGCUAUUGUAGCCUUCUAACCAAAUAUGGGGAGACAAUGGAUCUUAGAUUACCUGACAAGGACUGUCUAGUACCAAGUUCCCAAGACAACGGUGAAAUUGACAUCUCAGAUGCUAGCUGGGUCUUGAUCAUCGAGAAAGAGGCCAUAUACCGUCGACUUGCAAGAAGUAAUUAUCAUACUAGAGCGGCCGCAGGAAGAGGGAUUCUCAUCACUGGCAAAGGCUACCCAGACCUUUCAACUAGAGCCUUCCUACGAAAAAUAUAUGAGAAAAGCCGUAGAUCAGACAAAAUCCUACCUUUCUAUGGUCUAGUUGACAGCGACCCCGACGGCAUGGCUAUUAUGUCAACAUACAAGUACGGCUCAAUGGCACAUACGAACCAGAAUGGAAGAUUGAACAUUCCUUGUCUCUGUUGGUUGGGCCUCCGAACGUCCGAUGUCGUAUCUGGAGCACCGAGCAACGAUGACGGGGCUUUGAUUAGAUUGACGGCACGCGACAGAAAGAAGAUCAUGACCAUGUUGUCGAACAGCCCUGUAUGGGCAGCCGAAGGACCCGAACUGGAAUGGCGUGCAGAGCUGCAACAAAUGCUCAUGCUGAACCUGAAAGCUGAGAUCGAGAUACUUUAUGAUUGGGAUGGAGGACUGGAAGGAUGGAUUGAUCAAAAGAUGGUAGGUUUCUCUCCAUCGGAUAACUAG